AUGGAGACGCUGAACGGCCUCGCGGGCGGUGGCGCUCCGGACGCGAAGCCGCUCCCGCCCGGCCAGCACCAUCGCCACCACCACCUCCACCCGCUGGCCGAAGGUAGGCGGCUGCACCGCGCGCCCUCGCCCGCCAGACCCUUCCUCAAAGACCUGCACGGUCGACCCCCGGCGUCCGGCCCGGCUCCGGCCGCCCCCUCCUCGGGCCGAGCCCCGGCGCCCGGCACCCCGCGCUCGCCCAACCUCGCGGGCAAAGCACAGCCCUCGCCGGGAACCCUGGCCGCGCCCGGCCGCCUCUCUCGGCGCAGCGGCGGCGCCCCUGGCGCGAAGGACAAGCCGCCGCCGGGCGCCGGAGCCAGGGCAGCGGGCGGCGUCAAGGCCGCUCCGGGCCUCAGGAGGGCGGCGCGCACGGCGCCUGUGGAGCUGCUGCCUCGGGCGGGGAGGCCGCCGCCAACGCCCGGGACCGAGUCGCUGUCCGCCGCUGCCAAGGGCCGCAAAUCCAAACGCGGCUCCGGGGCGCCCCCCGCCCAUGCCACCGGGCUCCCGGUCCCCGCCGCCCCGAUCCCCGCCGUGAUCCUCGCCGUGACCUCCUCGGCCGGCUCCCCUGCUCCCGGGUCGCGCAUCAGCCACACGGACAGCAGCUCGGACCUCUCCGACUGCCCCUCCGAACCCCUGUCCGACGAGCAACGCCUGCUACCCGCCGCCAGCAGCGACGCCGAGUCUGGCACGGGCUCCAGCGACCGGGAACCGCUGCGAGGAGCCCCCACGACGAGCCCCGCAGCUCGCGGGGCGCCGCCCAGCAGCCCCGAGCCCCCGGCGCUCCUCGCCGCGCCUCCCGCCGCCGGCUCCUGCCUCGGGGGUCGGAGCAGCCCAGGCGGGGUCCCCGCGGGGUCCCCGGGAACGGGUGUGGCAGAGGAUGCCGGGGGGCGCGCGCCGCUCGAGCGAACGGUCCCCGGGAUCCCCAAGGAGCCCGGUCCGGGCGAGCAGACCCGACUGGUACCGGCGGAGGAGGAGGAGCUGCUGCGGGAGAUCGAGGAGCUGCGCUCGGAGAACGACUAUCUCAAGGAUGAACUGGAUGAACUCCGUGCUGAAAUGGAGGAGAUGAGAGACAGUUACUUAGAGGAAGACGUUUACCAGCUGCAGGAGCUUCGGCGAGAGCUGGACCGCGCUCAUAAAAACUGCCGAAUCCUGCAGUACCGCCUCAGGAAAGCCGAGCAGAAGAGCCUGAAAGUGGCUGAGACUGGUCAGGUAGAUGGCGAGCUCAUCCGGAGUCUGGAGCAGGACUUAAAGGUAGCCAAAGAUGUAUCUGUCAGAUUGCAUCAUGAACUUGAAACCGUGGAGGAAAAGCGUGCUAAAGCUGAGGAUGAAAACGAAAGUCUCCGACAGCAGAUGAUUGAAGUGGAAAUAUCCAAACAAGCCCUCCAGAAUGAGCUGGAGAGACUGAGAGAGAGUUCCCUGAAAAGAAGAGGCAGCCGGGAAACAUACAAAGAAAAGAAAACCCUUAACCAGGAUGACAGUGCUGAUUUGAAGUGCCAGCUUCAGUUUGCCAAAGAGGAAGGCUCCCUGAUGCGUAAGAAGAUGGCCAAGCUGGGGAGGGAGAAGGACGAGCUGGAACAGGAGCUCCAGAAGUACAAGGCCCUGUAUGGAGACGUGGACAGCCCUCUCCCCACGGGGGAAGCGGGUGGGCCGCCCAGCACCAGGGAGGCCGAGCUGAAGCUGCGGCUGAAGUUGGUGGAGGAAGAGGCCAACAUCUUGGGCCGGAAGAUCGUAGAGCUGGAGGUGGAGAACCGAGGCCUCAAAGCGGAGAUGGAGGACCUGCGGGUCCAGUAUGAGCGAGAGGGUACAGGCCGGGACCACAUGGCAAGCAUUCCUACCUCACCCUUCGGCGACUCCCUGGAGUCCUCGACGGAGCUCCGCCGGCACCUGCAGUUCGUGGAGGAGGAAGCGGAGCUGCUCCGGAGGUCCAUAUCCGAGAUCGAAGACCACAACCGGCAGCUGACACAUGAGCUGAGCAAGUUCAAGUUUGAGCCCCGGCCGGAGCCAGGGUGGCUGGCGGAGGGCAUGGGCAAGGGCGCAGCGAGUGGGGCCCCUCUGCAGGAGGAGCUCAAGUCGGCGCGGCUGCAGAUCAACGAGCUGAGUGGGAAGGUGCUGAAGCUGCAGUAUGAGAACCGGGUGCUGCUGUCCAACGUGCAGCGCUAUGACCUGGCUGCCCACCUGGGCCUGCGCGCCCCGAGCCCCCGGGACAGCGACGCGGACAGCGACCAGGGCAAGAAGGAGAGCGACGGGGAGGAAGGCCGCCAGCCCCAGCCCAAGCGGGAGGGCCCUAUUGGCGGCGAGAGCGACUCAGAGGAGAUGUUCGAGAAGACGUCGGGCUUUGACAGUGGAAAGCCGUCAGAGGCAAGUGAGCCAUGUCCGGCCGAGCUCCUGCGGGUCAGGGAGGACACUGAGUGCUUGGCAAGCAUAAAGCACGAGGCCGAGCGGCUUGACCGGACCAUGGAGCGCCUCAUCACGGACACCGCCGGCUUCGGCGACAACGUGGGGCUACGAGGCAGUGGUGAGGCCUCACUGGGGCCUGACGUCCAGGGGGCAGGGGAGACGGGGGAGACGGGCGAGACAGGCAAGAAGGAGCCCCCGCUGCUGGGGACCAUCAACUCGAGGAUGAAGGUUUUUAGGAAGGAGCUGCAGGCCUUCCUGGAGCAGGUGAACAGGCUCGGGGACGGCCUGAGGGAGCGCCUGGAAGACCUCUCCCCCUUGCCCCACCUCACAGAGUCUUCCAGCUUUCUCUCCACUGUGACCUCCGUGUCCCGGGACUCCCCCGUCGGGACCCUGGGGAAGGAGCUGGUCCCGGACCUGCAGUCCAAACUGAGAGGUCAGCCGGAGUGGCAGCCGGGGCAGGAGCGCGGGGAUGAGCCGGAGCCGCUGCACCGCCGAGCCGACGGGGACGCUGGGAGCUGCCGGCUGGGAGGCCAGAGCUGCUUCAGUCUAGAGCUCUCAGGGCCCCCUGUUUUACCUGAACAGAGUGUACCGCUAGAGGAGCUGCAGGGUCAGCUUGCGCAGGCGACCAGACUGCAUCAAGAGGAGACAGAGAAAUUUACAAACACGAUUCGGAAGAUGGAGGAGGAGCACCUCUAUGCCUUGAGAUGGAAAGAACUAGAAAUGCACAGCCUGGCUUUGCAGAACACCCUCCAUGAGCGAACCUGGAGCGACGAGAGGAAUCUGAUGCAGCAGGAGCUCCGGUCCUUGAAGCAGAACAUUUUCCUUUUCUACGUCAAACUCAGGUGGCUGCUAAAGCACUGGCGGCAGGGGAAGCAGAUGGAGGAGGAAGGCGAGGAUUUCACUGAGAGGGAGCAUCCAGAGACCCUCCCCAGGCUGGGUGAGCUUGGAGUUCAGGGGGACCCGAAGGAGGAUGGCCCAGACCGAGAUGACAAUGGUCCAGGUUGUGGCUUUUCAAUGGGAGAGCAUUCUCCACACUCCCCUGUGCAGAUUGGUGACCACGGAUCAAGGCUGCAGCCUGCGCACGGGGGACAGCUCCACAAGCAGGUGGUGGAAAACCAGCAGCUGUUCGGGGCGCUCAAAAGCCUGCUGGAGGACCUGCGCGCCGAGCUGCGGGAGGACGAGCAUGCGCGGCGGCGGCUGCAGCAGCAGUAUGCCAGCGACAAGGCCGCCUGGGACGUGGAGUGGGCCGCGCUCAAGUGCCGCCUGGAACAGCUGGAAGAGAAGACUGAGAAGAACUUGGGAGAAGCAGGCGCUUCCACUGACAGCAAAGGAGCAUUCAAGAAGGAGAGGGAGACGCACCAGAAGCUCCUCGCCGACAGUCACAGCCUGGUCAUGGACCUGCGCUGGCAGAUCCAUCACAGUGAGAAGAACUGGAACCGGGAGAAGGUGGAAAUUCUCGACCGGCUGGACAGAGACCGGCAGGAGUGGGAACAGCAGAAGAAGGAGCUGUUGUGCAGAAUAGAGCAGUUGCAGAAAGAGAACAGUCCCCGGAGAAGUGGAAGUUUCCUCUGUGAUCAAAAGGAAGGCAACAUCCGCCCCUUUGCCCACCCAGGAAGUCCCCGAAUGCCCCGUCCCUUGGAGAUGUGGCCCUGCGCAGACACCGACUCCACCCCGUUUGAUGACCGGCCACUGUCCAAGCUGAAGGAAUCGGACAGAUGUUCAGCACGGGAAAACCUCUACUUGGACGCCUUGUCUCUAGAUGAUGAGCCAGAGGAGCCUCCGGCCCGAGGUCCCCAGCGGGAGUUCAGGAACUGCCUCCCCCAGGAAGAAGAAAAUCACAAGGGAAACCUUCAAAGGGCUGUGUCUGUGUCCUCCAUGUCUGAGUUCCAGCGUCUGAUGGACGUCUCUCCCUUCCUGCCGGAGAAGGGCCGGCCGGCUGCCAGCAACAAGGAGGACGUCACCCCGCCCCUGUCUCCAGACGACCUGAAGUACAUCGAGGAGUUCAACAGCAAGAGCUGGGACGAGAGGGCCCCAGAGCCCUGGGCAGACAGGACCGAGGGAGGGCGGGCAGGGAAUGAGGACAGUGCCGAGCCUUUCCCCAGCUCUUCCUGGUACCUCACCACGAGUGUCACCAUGACCACGGACACCGUGACCAGCCCAGAGCACUGCCAGAAGCAGCCCCUACGGAGCCACGUGUGCACCGAGCAGGCUGGGCUGCGGGUGCUGCACAGCCCGCCCGCCGUCCGCAGGCUAGACAGCAUCAUGGCGGCAGGGGGUGAGGGCAAGGGCCGGUCAGAGCCCGAGUGCCAGUUUCCCACAAGCAGAGCCAGGGUGGGCGCUGAAGACACAAAGGGGGGUCCCUCAGAACAUGUGCUUAGCAGGUGGCCUUGUGCCCCCUCCAGAUACCCCCGAGACUAUGUGGAGGGAGGGCUGCGCCCCCUCGAAAGUGCCCUCUGCACUCCCCUGGGGUUCGUCUCCCCACUACACAGCCUGCAGAUGGCCAAGAACAUGAGUGAUGACAUGAAGGAGGCGGCCUUCUCCGUCAGGAACACCAUAUGCUCUGGUCCCCCCAAGCCUCCACUCAAGGACAUGGCCUGCCAGACCAAUGGGUCCCGGACAACGGGGACACAGACCAUUCAGACCAUCAACAUUGGCCUGCAGACCGAAGCCCUGCGUGGCAGCGCCAUCACCAGCAGCCCCCACAAGUGUCUCACGCCAAAGGCAGGGGGUGGUGCCACGCCCGCGUCAUCUCCUUCCCGCGGCCUUAGGAGCAGGCAGGUGGCCCCCGCCAUUGAGAAGGUGCAGGCCAAGUUUGAACGCACAUGUUGCUCCCCCAAGUACGGGUCUCCCAAGCUGCAGAGGAAGCCCCUCCCCAAAGCCGAGCAGCCAAAUAGCAGGACCUCCCUGGGGCUGGCUCCAAAGGGGUGCAGCGAGUCGGCCUGGGCCCGCUCCACCACCACACGAGAGAGCCCUGUGCACACCGCCAUCAACGAUGGCCUCUCCAGCCUCUUCAACAUCAUCGACCACAGCCCCGUGGUACAGGACCCCUUCCAGAAGGGAACGUGGGCGGGGAGUCGGUCUCGCUCAGCAGAACCUCGGCCGGAUCUGGGCCCAGGCCAGGAAACCAGCCCCAGUUCCCGGGGACGGUCCCCCAGCCCCAUCGGGGCUGGCUCAGAGACGUGGAGGGAGGAAGGGGGAGAGGGCACGCCCUUGAGGCAGGACUUAUCUGCUCCCCCUGGUUACACGCUCACUGAUAAUGUAGCCCGGAUCCUCAACAAGAAGCUGUUGGAGCAUGCCUUAAAGGAGGAGAGGAGGCAGGCCCCCCACGGGCCCCCAAGUCUUAACAGUGACAGCCACAUGGGAGAAACAGUCAAAGCUGAACCAGGGUCCAUUGAGGAACUACCUUGUUCUGCACUAGCUCCAUCCCUAGAACCCUGCUUCUCCAGGCCCGAGAGACCAGCAAACCGUCGCCCUCCGUCCCGUUGGGCCUCCCAUGCCCCUACUGCCUCACCGGCUCAGUCACCCGGAGACCCAGCCUUGUUGGAGGAGCUCGGCGACGAGGAGCCACCCGGGGAGAAGACACACCUGUGACGAGUGCAAGUUUGCAUGGAUUAUCGGGGAAUAAUUCCCUGUAAUUUGCAUAACCACACCGUACUCAUCAACCAAGCUCCGCCCACAAGAGGAGAUCUAGCUUUCCCAAGGUCAAAGAAUGUUUUUUUAAAAACACACAGCUGCUGAAUGUCCAACCUGUGAACCUGAGAUGUUUCUAGAACGAAACCGUAAACGUGCCUGUAAUAACUUAAUUUUUUUCAUAGCUCAGAAAACUAUUUUUGUCUCCAUCUUUUUUACACAGUAUAUUAAACAAAAAAAGCUAGAUAAGAUAUAAAUUUAAAAAAUAAAAGUUUUAAAGAUGUACCUUUUAAGAGAUUCUGAACACCCUUGCUCUCAAUACUGACUGCCUCUCUGUUAAAUUUGCACUGUUACUCUUUGGUUUGGUUUAUUUCCACGUUGAAUUAGACUGUUUUAAGUUAAUUUUAUU
This is a messenger RNA of Neomonachus schauinslandi (Hawaiian monk seal), 6475 nucleotides long. It is a transcript of the gene MTCL1, whose product is annotated as microtubule crosslinking factor 1. Gene Ontology annotation, cellular component: midbody; lateral plasma membrane; spindle pole. Gene Ontology annotation, biological process: establishment or maintenance of epithelial cell apical/basal polarity; regulation of autophagy; microtubule bundle formation. Lineage: Eukaryota; Metazoa; Chordata; Mammalia; Carnivora; Phocidae. Gene Ontology annotation, molecular function: microtubule binding. Bases 1 to 6027 code for a protein of 2008 amino acids. The record is from RefSeq and is a predicted model, not a curated record. The transcript is spliced from 16 exons.